Antechinus flavipes (yellow-footed antechinus) is the source of this 3858-nucleotide messenger RNA. It is a transcript of the gene SLFNL1, whose product is annotated as schlafen like 1. The record is from RefSeq and is a predicted model, not a curated record. Bases 1783 to 3567 code for a protein of 594 amino acids. The transcript is spliced from 4 exons. NCBI's taxonomy places the organism in Eukaryota, Metazoa, Chordata, Mammalia, Dasyuromorphia, Dasyuridae.
AUCGAGAAAACUGAGGUAGGAAUGGGGUACCCAAUAGAUGUCUAAGAAAGGUAAAUCCUUUCAGGUACUCCCAAAAUUGGGGAGAAUAGUCAAUUGGCACCCAGCAAUGAACUUGCCUCUGGCUUGGCCAGAUAGCCCUCUUUCUUCUUAUCUUCCCUCACCUCCUUUAAUUCAUUCUUCUCUCACCACCCCUCCCCUUCCAACACAAGCAAGGUAACAUGGCUGCCAUAACCUCUGAAGUAGCCUUGCUGCCAGCAUUGGUCUCCCAGUCCAAGAGUUUGAUUUCACAAGCUGUCCAUAAACAUCAUUUGUCAUUGGGUUAAUAGAACAGAGUGCUACCCAUGGUCUCACUGAUGCUCUCACCCAGACUCCUUUUAUGUCAAUUUGUUUAUAAAGAAGAAAUUAAAAAAAAAAAAAAAAAGAUAUUGGUCUCAUUAAUCAUCAGUCAAGUCAUUUUGAAGCUUACUUUAUGUCAGGUGAAAACAAAAAAGCCCUGAGGAACUUUGCAGUCUGGUUAAGAUAUGUAACCUGUGUAGGGUUAAAGUCACCUAAUGCCAAUUGCCUCAGGGAAAAAAAAAAAAGAUGUGUGACAAAAUAGUUAAGGAAUAAGAGGUAUGUGAAAGAACAACAGGGAGUUUAGAGAUGGAGCAGAUCAGAGUGAUUUGAAGGUACCACUUGAUAAAAGAGAAAAUUUGGCUAAAUGGAGAGGAGCAGGGAAGUAUAUCAGGAUAAUUUUUUUUCUGACAAUAAUGGAGUAAAUAGAAAGUCACAGACGGAAGCCAAAGAAUCAAGUUUUCUCUGGGAUAUGGCUCCAUUCAGUUCAUUUCAUAGAACAUUUAUUUAGCACUGAAAACAAAUCAGCCUGGUUUCAGUGCAAUUCCAAGUUUUCAUAAUAAUAGUAAUGUGUAUGUAGAUUAAUAUGAUUAAAGAUGGAAUGUGAUAAGAGCAAAGGAGAGAGGCUGCUUUAGGGAUAUUAAUUGUGAAAAGGAAACAGACACUUUCACUUGGGCCUCUAAGGAUGUGUGAAGAUUAGCAUUGCUUUCCAAAACUGGGCCUUGAGAAGACUUACAUUAAGUUAAUUGGAAGGUGGGAGAUGACGGAAGGAAACAGUCUGGGCUGAUCUCUGCCUGCUUUGUGAGGUGAAGCCAUGAAGAUUCCUGGACAAUAUCUGCCCAGAAGGUACCGAAUCAGCUCCCUUUAAUGGGAAAGCAAGUGGGGACAGAGCUGAGCACUCAUAACCUAUAGAACCAUAAGACAAAAAUGGGUUUUGUAGUUGAUGAGAACAACUUUAUAAUCAGGUACGUAUAGAUCUCUUGGGGGAGAGGAAAGGCUUAGCAUCCUUAGGUGCCCCUCCCUACAGCUGCUUCCCACCAGCUAACGUUUGCCUUUCAGAGAGAUCUCAAUGGAACAGUGACAUUGGUCCCAACUCCUCUGCUGUUGGCAGGACUUAUUACUGUGACAACCAACUAAGGACCCAAGCCGGAGCAAGGCCCCACACUGCAGGGCCUCCCCAUCAGGCCAUCAUUUCUCCCCUUCUACUUUUUCCGCAUCCGAGAUUGGGAGCCGAAAGGGGCCAGGCCCAGCUGGGGCCCAUCCUUGCUCCUUCCAACCUGUCACUUGGCAGCCUCACCGUCCCUGGAAAGUGUGUGGGCUUCCCCCAGAAAGCUUCCCUGUCCUGCUGGUCCCAGUCCAGGGCCCAGCUGCUCGUCUACUUCAGUCAUCUCUGAAUCCUUGAGACCCAGAGGCACAGAGCACAGUCCUUAAGGGUAGGAGGACUGGGGAAUGAAGAAGGUGACUGUAGGAGAGGAACUAGUGGGCAUUCUCCAGAACCAAAAAUCACCCUUGGAGAUGAGCUCCACAAAGCCCUCCCCAAAAGAGACCCUUAUAGAAACAUCUCAGGGUCUGAUCCCCAAAGAAACACUCUGGAGACCAACUUCAAUAGGGGAGGCCACCUCCAAAGAGACUCCCACAGAUACAUCCCAAGUACAGACUCAAACAGAAGAGACCAGAACAGACUCUUGGGAGUCCUUUAUGAAAAUACUCAUGGAAAAGACCUACACAGAGGAACCCCUAGAGGAGAUACCCAAAGAAACUCCCUCAAAAAUUCCCAGAGAAACACAGCAAGUAGAGAUUUCAGCAGUAGAAACCCUAUCAGAUACUCUCUCCUGGGAGUCCCUCAAAGAGAUACCUAUAGCAGGGACAGCUCUAGAUGAGAUGUUAACAGAAAAUCCCAUUGGGGAAUCUCCCUUCAGGAACUCAAAGGGAGAGCCUUCCUUGAAGGUGCUGGCAGAAGAAUCAAUCUCAAAAGAAACCCUCGAAGGAAGACCCUCAGGGGAGUCCCUACAUGUGCAGCCCCCACCAGAAGAGCCACCUCCUGAGGGCCCCCUCUCCAAGAUGCCCCCACCUUUGCAUACCCUGUAUGUGAAUCACUUGAACCCACAAUUCUCAGGGGCAGUACUCUCCUGUCUGCUGCGGGACAUGUUUGAGCGUCUGCACCUGCCACUAGAGAGGGAGGCCAUCAGGGUGGUAAAGAAGCAUCGUCGUGCCCAUGCCCUGAUACAGGUGCCCACUUCGAUAGCUUCCAGUACUGUGGCCCAGCAGCUACAGCAAGCUGCCGAGGAGCACGUGCUUCUGAAGGACCUCGUGGCAAGGGGCAAGAUGCUGGCAGUGAGCGAGGGCCCACGGAUCCUCUUCAGCAGAGAGCCACAACCAGGCCUCCCGACCAGUCCCAGCCCGGCCCAGCGCUGGGCUCUCGGCAGACUGGCCUUCUGCCCCCACCGCCUCCACCCCACCUUCCAGGGCCCUCCGGCCCCACUCCCCCAGCUUGCCCUGGGCCGCCCGCUCAGACAGUGCCAUUGUGCACCAAGAGAUCGUGGGGCAGGAGAAGCUCUUCCAUGGCGCCUUCCUAGGCAACGAGACGCGCAACCUGGAGUUCAAACGCGGGGGCGGCGAAUACCUGAGUCUGGCCCUGAAGCACCACGUCCGCCGCUAUGUCUGCGCCUUCCUCAACAGCGAGGGGGGCAGCCUCUUUGUGGGAGUCGAGGACAGCGGGCAAGUGCGCGGCAUCCACUGCGACCACCAGGAGGAGGACCGAGUGCGCCUGCUGGUGGACUCCAUCCUGCAGGGCUUCAAGCCCCAGGUGUUUCCCGAGGCCUACACGCUCUCCUUCGUUCCUGUGAUAAAGGCCGGGGGCAGCAAAAACGACCUGCUCAAGGUGAUCCGCCUCACGGUGCACAGGCCCAAGGCCCUCUCCGAGCCUCUCCUCUACGAGACAGACCUGGGAGAAGUGUUCCUGCGGCGGGAUGGCAGCAUCCAGGGCCCGCUCUCGGGCAGUGCCAUUCAGGAGUGGUGCAGGCAGAAAUGGAUCGCAGAGCUGAACAAGCUGCAAAAAAGGGUCAGUGCCUUGACCAUGGAGAAGGAGCAUCUCCAGGAAGAGCUGAAUCGGGGCCUGUGCCAACAGCUGUGCCAGCAGCCCUCCUCCUGCAUCUGCUGCAUCAUGUGACAGGCCUUGCGAGCCACACCCCAGAGGCAGGGGCCGCCACAAACCGGAUCAUGCAUCUCCUCUAAAAGCGCACUUUGUCCUUGUGCUCGAACCCAUGCUCAGGACCCUCGGGGGCAGCCCUUAGGCAGGCUCCCCCACUGGCCCCUCCCCGAUGGUUCUCAGCUGUUUGAAACCAGCGCUGGUGAAGUGCUGUCCUGGGCAGGCACAGGUGGGGGGCGUGCAAAAAUCACUUUUAAAAUGACUCAUUAUCAAUCCUCCACUUCAGGGGAAACUUCUCCCAGCCUCAGCUCUGAGAAAGCUGGCACUGCCUGUCAAUUUUCCUUCAACUUCAAGCAACAACAGCGGGAUCCCGGAGC